AUGCAGCUCACGCAAGUCCUAGCCACCAUUGCCAUUUUGGCAGCCGGCGUCUCUGCUGGUGAACGACCCCACCGCCCACAUGCGCCCACCAGACUCGAGAUCCAAGACAUCAAAUGUUCAUCCGGCGCCCCAUACUGCUGCUCUCCCGAGAAGAACAAGGGAAGCACCUGCUCCAAGCUGACCGGAAGCCAAGUCAGCUGUGACAGCGUUGUUGUAUGCUGCAACAGCAACGGAGACAAGCACUCUUCUCAGUCAUGCUCCGCACACAUCCAGCAACCAAUCAACUUUGUCGACAUUGAUGCUAAGUUCAACCACAACAAGUUUGCUCACAACAAGGUCCAUGUCAAGGACCGCCGUGGGGACAAAGACUAUGGCAAGAAGGACUAUGGCCACGAUGACUAUGGCAAGAAGGACUAUGGUUAUGGCAAGAAGGACUAUGGUUACGGGAAGAAGGACUAUGGCCACGACGAUUAUGACAAGAAGGAUUAUGGCCACGACGACUAUGGCAAGAGGGACUAUGGUUAUGGGAAGAAGGACUAUGGCCACGACGACUAUGGCAAGAAGGACUAUGGCCACGACGACUAUGGCAAGGGCCACAACGAUUUUGACAACGACUUUGACCACGAUGGCGGCAGAGAGUUUGGCGGCAGAGGUCGCGGCAGAGGCUUUGGCGGCAGAGGCUUUGGCAACAGAGGCUUUGGCGGCAAGGGUCUUGGUGGUGGACUUGGCGGCAUCUUCUAG
Arthroderma uncinatum is the source of this 741-nucleotide messenger RNA. RefSeq lists its product as uncharacterized. Lineage: Eukaryota; Fungi; Ascomycota; Eurotiomycetes; Onygenales; Arthrodermataceae. The coding region runs from base 1 to 741 and encodes 246 amino acids. The transcript is spliced from 3 exons. The record is from RefSeq and is a predicted model, not a curated record.